Didymodactylos carnosus is the source of this 1311-nucleotide messenger RNA. The record is from the annotation of a GenBank genome assembly. NCBI's taxonomy places the organism in Eukaryota, Metazoa, Rotifera, Eurotatoria, Philodinida, Philodinidae.
AUGGAAGAUAAGUUUAAGAUUAAAUUACAGCAAACAUUACGAUCAUUUGAUGUUUUAAAUCGAAAUCAACAUAUUUUAUAUCGAAAUGUGGCUGAUCAAGAAUUUCUUGGUCUCACUCGAUAUUACGAUUCUAUGAAACAUGAAUGUAUUAGGUCAAAAGUGUAUACAAAAGACUUAGAAGUUCAAUUGAAAAGUGUUACAUUGAAAACAAAGUCACAAAGUAAACAAAUUCAAGAUCAACGUCAAAGCAAAAAGAAUGCCGCUCAUAAAGUAAAUCGACUGAAACAAUGUUUAAAACAAAUUUACGAUAUUCUUAACAGUCGUCAACAACCAUCCAGCGAUCAAUUGCGACAUAUUAAAAACCUAUGUGAAGAUCGUCUGAGAGGAAGUAGUGAUUUUUCCUCAAAUGAUGAUGAUGAAAUGGAUGAAGAAGAAAUCGAUAGCAGAAAUUGUACAGUUGAUGAAACCCUCGAUGAAACUGAUAAUUACAAACAACAACCAAAAGUUGUACAAGCUAAAAAGCGAUUGUCAUCUGAUGAUCAUUUGAAUAACAAACGAUUUUGUUACGAAGAGCCUUCACAUCGAUCACCUACAAGAAUAAUUGCAACAGCCACAUUUGAUUUUACAAAUAACUUAACUCGUCCAUUUACGGUUACAACAAAUAUUCAACAUAUUGACAGUAGUGAUACAAGUGCAGGAUCAAUAAUUACGUUUUGUGAAAAUAAUAACCAUGAUUCAAGACUACAAUUAACAAAUAAACAACAUUCAAGUAGUAAUUGUACUACGGAUGACAACUAUGAUUUACAUUCUGUUAGUACAAGUACAAAAACGUCUUCGACUUCAUCAAUUGAACAAACGAUUCCUGUACCACAACAUCAUCCAAUGACUCCAUUGAAAAUGUAUCAAAAACAAGAAUAUUUUACACCACUGGCACAAAACAACACAGUUCAGUCAAUUGAAACUCCUCCAACCAUAAAAGGAGGAACAACAUUACCCCAUAGAUUUAUUUCAAGAAAAAUAUUUAAACCAGAAACGUGUUGUGUGUGUCAUAAACGAAUUAAUUUUGGCUCUGUUGCCUAUCGUUGUUCAGCAUGUUGUUUAUCGUGUCAUUUUGAUUGUCGGGAAAAUUGUCAAUUAAUACAAUGUAGUAAAAGUGUUGCUGCUGAUUUAAAUACCAAAACACCCUUAUCUUCAUUAAAAUAUUCAAAUCGUAUUGUUAAUUCAGAACCAAGAUAUAAAAAAACACCCAAAAAAACGGCAACAGCAACUCAUACACCCGUUGCUCAACGAAAAUAUUUUGCUCAUAUAUAA